AUGGCCGCGACCCAGCUGCCUGAUGAACAUGGACACGUCCUAUUUGAGGACCAACUUGGACGCCCUCGCGUCGACUGCACCAUGAUGGACCCAGGAGCAAGUGCCUUUUUGAUGGGUACUGGCCCAUUCCACCGCUAUGUGGAGCAUCUCAAACAGCUUGGAUUUGCCGUGGAAACCAUUGAGAUGCGGCGCACUUGCCGGACUUUUCAUUUUGGUGGAGACCAUUCAACAGUGAGUCAUUGGGUUGCUAGGGUGCCAGUUUUCCUCAACAACAACUUCGGAUUUGCCCAGGCGUUUAUCAUCAAAGGAGAGACACCAAUGUUGAUGGGCCGCCCCAUCAUUGAAGCUUUGGGCAUUGUCAUCAACUUCAAGCGGCAGCAGAUGAUGUUCGAAGGACAUCCAUGGCGACAAAUCACAAUUGGUCGACAUGGCGAAUACUUGCUGUCCUUGACUGAAGACUAUGAGGCCGAGCUUGCUGAUCAGGUGCCUUCCUUUGAUCUUCGACUUGAAGACCAAUCCGAUGAGUUUCAGUCCUCUGGCGAGGUCAUGGAUUUUCAGGCCUACCAGAAGCAGGAAGGUGUUUUCACUUCCAGCGAUGACUCUCCGACACAGCCUGGAGAGCGACCUGUCCUGAUCAAGCACUGGAAGAUGCUCGAGAAUGCUCUUGCUGCCGAAGAGAAACGCAUCCAUGCCACGCUCACCAGAGAACUUCAUGACCCGAUCUCGCUCAACUUGGACUUGUUGAGCCAGCUGGAUCCGAUGGACUUCAUGGACUUACUGAACCUUUACAUGAUCCAGCGGUGGAUGUGCCGAUCAGCAUGGGAGAGCCUUGCUCAAGCUCCACAACUUGACCCAUACACUGCCUCCUUGUAUCAACCUGCGACAGAUGAAGACUUUCGAGCUCACCGGCGUCGCUUCCAGCUUCAAGAGACCAUGUCUUUUGGCCCACACAGACGUGCACCACCUGCACGCUCAGUGCCAUAUGAUCCUCCACAACAUGACAAAGAAGAUGCUGACUUUGGACUUUCAGCAUUUGACCUUGAGGAUCUCGAAACUGCGGCACUGCCAACGGGUUGGAAGUUUGAAGACGGCUACAUCACCUUGGAAGACCACACCAAAGAUUUUUGGGAGCUCAAAGCAGGAUGUCUGAUUCGACAUCACGUUGUUCCUCGCAGGGCACUUUUUGACCCAAGAGCUCUUUCUGCCAAAGACCUCAGCCAUAUGCCAGUUCCUCUCCAACAGCUGGACAAUGUGAGGGUUACCGUUUCCAAGCAUGACCAUGGCAUCAGACAUUUCACCGACAAGAUUGAGGCCCCUGUCGAGACCUAUGCAAGCCAUGGCGGCGGCUCUUUGUUGCUGCGCUACGUUUUGCUGGUGACCAUGGUGCAGAGCACAGCUGCAUCAGACCUCUUUUCUGGAAAUCAAUGCAGUUUGGAAGAUGCACCCAUUGAGUUUUCAGAGACAGAUGACAUUUAUCCUUUUCUGGCCUUUGGCGUUUUCCUGCUGUGUACUUUUGGUUUUGGCUUGACCUGCGUCGUCGUACGACUGCUGAAGGAACUAGUUGCCUCCCGAAGGGACGGGCAUGCCCAGCUACGUGUGGACCAUGCGGAACAGCAAGCUGAAAACAUACAGCUUCAACAGCGUGUCAUCGACAUCAAUGCGCAAAUCACUGACCAACAGACGGAGAUCCGUCGACUGCGUGCCGAGCUGAUAGCUGCUCAAGGUCGAUUGAUCGAUCAACAGUUUGUCAUUGAUGAUCAUGCUGCAAUCAGAGAGCAAGAAAGAACACAAGAUCAAAGAUCUAUUCGUACUGCAGUUGGUCUUUUAGACCGCAUUCUGGAUGAGACACGAAAUUUGAAUCAAGUCAGGAUUUAUUUCGCUGUAACUGGAAGAUGCUGGCACCACCGCCACGACUGCAACGGAUUGAACAAUGCCAAUCAAGUUGAAGAGCGAUACGCUUGUUCUUUCUGCCUAGCGAGUUUGCCGCCAUAUGAGGUACACCCAGACACUGGCACAACCUUUUGGCAAGACUGUGAAGAAUAUUUUAGGCAGCAUGGAGGACGAUUGAACUACGUCCAAACUGUAAUUCAUUGA
Cladocopium goreaui is the source of this 2094-nucleotide messenger RNA. The record is from the annotation of a GenBank genome assembly. Lineage: Eukaryota; Dinophyceae; Suessiales; Symbiodiniaceae.